AUGUCUCUACCAGACCUCACUGCAUACCCUUACAAGUCCUUUCUUCCGCUUCAAUGGAUCCUAGAUCAAAUCGUCCUUUCGGUCCAGCAACUCUACGAAGAAACCAACUGGUCUGAGGCUCUGGGGUCGUGCGAAGAGCACUUCAACGGACUCCUUCCCGAGAACUUUGUUGGGCUGUUCGUUUCGUUGCUUAUAAUCGUUCUCGUCGGCCGAUUCGUUGUCGCAACUGUCAAGGGCAUGAUAGAACUCUUGGUUAGCUUGGCCAAGAUGUGUCUGAUCGCCUACAUCCUUGCCAUUGUCUUCUAUCUCGUCAAUAAGAUGGUAGACUAA
Messenger RNA from Fusarium musae, 330 nucleotides. RefSeq lists its product as uncharacterized. The coding region runs from base 1 to 330 and encodes 109 amino acids. NCBI's taxonomy places the organism in Eukaryota, Fungi, Ascomycota, Sordariomycetes, Hypocreales, Nectriaceae. The transcript is spliced from 2 exons. The record is from RefSeq and is a predicted model, not a curated record.